AUGGUCAGGAGCGCGGGUUACGCGUACCAGCAAUUUAUAAAGGAUAUCAAGGUUGCCCUCAAAAUUCCUCAGGAGCGCAAGAUUCGCCUGUGGGAAGUCGACCGUACCGUUCCGGAGGUCACCUCUCGCCCUGCACCUUCGGCCUGGUCGCAGGUUGAGCGCAGCAAGAGGAUCAAGAUUGAGGGCGAGGACCAGACGGCAAACCCCAAGUACAACGGUAAAGCGACCCUCAACCUUUACAACCUAGUCAUGGACAAGACCAUCGUUGUCGAAGAAUCUGCCGAGGGAGGCGGCUGGGUCUCCACCCGGAUCACCAAGGCCAACGGCAAGAGCCGGCCAGCCAAUAUCUCUACUCAAUCUCGGGCUAGCAGUGGCCGAAGCAGUCCCGCCCUCGGGCCCGUCACUCGUGGCAGGGCACAAAAGAAGAAGGGGUGGAGGGGCACUGGGGCCGUCGGCCUUGGGAACCUAGGAAAUACAUGCUACAUGAAUUCUGCCCUUCAAUGCGUGCGGAGCGUGGAAGAGCUCACCAAGUAUUUCCUGACGAACGAGUAUGCCGAGGAAAUCAACACCGAUAAUCCCCUCGCGUUCAAAGGCAAGAUGGCAUUGGCGUACGGGAACCUGCUGAGGGAGAUGUACCACUGCAGUGAUCAUCUCCGCCCCUCGAGCUUCAAGAGCGUUGCUGGACAGUGCCGGCCGACUUUUGCUUCCUGGGGCCAGCAGGACUCGCAAGAGUUUCUCGGCUUCCUCCUGGACGCCUUGCAGGAAGACCUUAGCAGGGUCAAACGCAAGCCGUACAUUGAGAAGCCUGAUUCCACUGAUGACAUGGUUAACGACCAGGCCGCCAUCGCGAAGAUGGCCGAUGAAGUCUGGGACAUCACCAAGCGAAGGGACGACUCUGUUAUCGCUGAUCUAUUCACUGGCCUCUACAAAAGCACCCUCAAGUGCCCCGUGUGCCACAAGAUUAUCGACAUUCCCCAGCACAGCUCCAUCGAAGUCCUCAAGCACUUCAUAUCCGAGCGCACAGGCAUCCCUGCUGAUCGUCUUAUCGGCGCGGAAGAGUUCAAGGGAAAGUUCUUCAGGAUCUAUGAUGACUCGAUGGAUGUCUCGGAAGAAAUUCAGGAUAGCGACACCCCUGCCGUCCACGAGCUCGAAAAGGUCCCCUCGAACUGGCCCCCGCGUCCGGUCUCGAUGCAGAAGAGGCCCCGCAGCCGCAAACCCGACGACGAUAGCCCCGAAAGCGAUGAUGAUGGCUGGGAUGACCCUCGUUGCGACCAGAUGGCCAUUGCCGUUCUCCAUCGUCGGGGUCUCGAUUUAACCGCCCGCAGCGAGGACGCAAUUCGUCGCAAGAUCCUCGAGAAGAUGGCUACCCUCUCAACAUGGUCCGUCCUCCAUAACGAUGAGGGAGAAACCACAGAUGCUGAGAUGACGCUCAAUUCGGAUGGCGACUCGGGCGACUCUAAAAUCAUCGCCAAGUCUGUCGAAGGAGAAGAGGACAUUGUCGAUGUCACUAUGAAGGAUGUCGCCAAGCCUCCCUCUAAGCUGGGCAAGAACGGCGUGGAGGAUAAUAAGAUGUAUCCUAAGCUGUCGUCCCGCCUUCCCGAGCCUGAGACGCCCAUUGACGACGACGCCCAGAGCACCGGCGAGUGGACCAAUGGCAAUGCCUCAGACAACGAGAGCGUGAGCGAGGAGGGAUCCACCGAUGCGCCUACCCAAACCCGCAUGGCCGACGAGUCUUCUGAAGACGAGGUGGCUGUCUCGUUCAAGAACCCAAACCGCUUGAAUGGUCGUGCAAAGGCGAAACACAAGGUUGGGGCCGGACGCGGCCGUCCUAGCAAGCAGAAGAAGACGUACUCGAAGAAGGAGCGACGUGCGGCGAAGGCGAAGAGGAACAGACAAUCAGCCAACAAUUUCCAAAGUUCGGAUGUUGCCCCGCAGCCCGCCCUUCCCUCGCUUAUCGAUGACGGAUCUCUUAUUCACCUCGGCGAGGGCAUCGUUGUAGAUUGGACCGAGGAGGCUUGGGAUACUGUCUUUGGCCAAGAUACGUCGGAGUAUGGCGAUAAGCGCGGAGCCAAAACCUUUGCAGACCUUGAGCAGCUCAAGGACGUCGGCCUGGAGAUGAAGCGCAAAGCCCGCGUUUCCCGCCGUAGCACCGGCAUCACCCUCGACGACUGUCUCGACGAGUUUGAGCGGGCCGAGGUCCUCUCCGAGCAAGAUAUGUGGUACUGUCCACGGUGCAAAGAGCACAGGCGCGCUAGCAAGAAGUUUGAUCUCUGGAAGACGCCUGAUAUCCUCGUGUGCCAUCUAAAGCGGUUCAGCUCAUCGCACUACCGCCGAGACAAGAUUGACAUCAAGGUUACCUUCCCCGUGGAGGGGCUAGAUCUUGAGAGUAGAGUUUUGCACAAGGAGGACGGCAAGGUCGAGAUCUACGACCUCAUCGGUGUGGACGAGCAUUACGGUGGGCUUGGCGGUGGCCACUACACGGCGAGCGCCAGGAACUUCUUGGAUGGGGCUUGGUACCACUAUAACGACAGCUCCGUGAGCAAGGUUAAGGACCCCUCACAGGUUGUUACCAGUGCCGCGUACCUACUCUUCUACCGACGGCGCUCCUCGGUCCCUCUCGGCGGACCGCGUUUUGCAGAAAUCGAAACCAAGUUUCAAGGCCGAUCAUCCGACGAGGACUCCGACGACGCCGGGUCGGGGGACGAGCGGCGGGUUGGCGUGUCAUCCCAGUAUGGCUCGUCGACCGCUGGCAAGGGAACGGGAGCAGGGAUGGGUCUCCUACGGGGAGUGGCAAAUCGGGGUGGUUCUGAGCCGAUGGACGAGCUCCCGUCGUACACAUCUUUACACCCGAGCAUCGAGGACGAGGGGAUCGAAAUGGGUGAGUCCAGUAAUACGGCGGCGGCCGGGGCGUACUCGACGGGUUGGAGCUUUGGCCAGCUGAGCGGCGCGGAAGGCAGCAGCGAGGAAGCCGGAAAGAUAUCACUUGUUGACUAUGCCAGCGAUGACGCGCAGCUCGACUCGGCCAGUGAAGGCCCCGAUACCCUCAUGGAUUCCGACCACGCUCUCCCUGACGCGUCAGGAGCGUACUUUGAGUCGGUUACUCAAGGCGAGGAGCUCCCGGACUACGAGUACACGGAAGCAGCACCUGCGGUUGUUCAGGAAGGCGGAGCGGCUCAGGUUCCUGGGACCACCACCUGGGCGGUGGCGGCACAGGCUGGAGCCGGACGCAAGACCAGGACUCUGACACUGUUGCGGAAAUUCGACUGGAGGACGAAACGAAGGAAUAGCCAGCACAAUACUCGCGACAAGUCUAGCCCUAGUGCUAGAAACCCCGACGGCAAGCGCCCCGAUAAGGCUCGACGGACGCCAUUCAAGUUUUAA
Messenger RNA from Parascedosporium putredinis, 3381 nucleotides. Lineage: Eukaryota; Fungi; Ascomycota; Sordariomycetes; Microascales; Microascaceae. The record is from the annotation of a GenBank genome assembly.